AUGUUUGUAAAUGAGUCGCUGGAGAGCCAAAUAAAACAUCUCCUGGCACUCGACCGGGAACAAGAUGAUGACGAAAUAGAUUACGGGGACGGAGAAGGACAGAGCGUCAUUCAAGCUGCGAUGGAUAAAUACCGAGCGCAGCUGGAGGACAUGUUUGCCAAAGGCAUCCAGCGACGUACUCGCGGACAGAGAAAAUUCAAGCCGAAGCCCAGUGGUUGGGACAGUGAGUUUGAUGGCCCUUGGGAAGACCAACCUGGUGCUCUAAUCAUCUCGGAUAAUGAAGCCGAUGAAGAUGUGGAUGAGAACGCUCCUCCCCGGAGAGGGGCUGCAACCUCCACGGGACGAGGCAGAGGUCGAGGAGGCAGCACCUCAAGGGGAUCUGCAUCGCGAGCUACAAAUACGCGCAAAAAAGCUUCCCCCGCUCCCCCUCCCGCUCCCCCUCCCGCUCCCAGCACCAAAACUCGCACCAGUCGUUAUCAAACCGUAUCGGAUCACGAUGGGGAGGAUGAGGAAGGAGAUGCAAUUAUGCUAGACGACAUCAAUGAAGAUGAAGAGGGUGACUCCGACUCUCUAUUCGUUCGACAAACUCCUGCUUCUUGUUGA
Molecule: messenger RNA, 603 nt
Organism: Histoplasma mississippiense
Lineage: Eukaryota; Fungi; Ascomycota; Eurotiomycetes; Onygenales; Ajellomycetaceae
Exons: 1
Coding region: 1-603 (200 amino acids)
Source: RefSeq, a predicted model, not a curated record